Messenger RNA from Girardinichthys multiradiatus, 3960 nucleotides. Its product is annotated as mRNA decay activator protein ZFP36L1. Lineage: Eukaryota; Metazoa; Chordata; Actinopteri; Cyprinodontiformes; Goodeidae. The coding region runs from base 951 to 2195 and encodes 414 amino acids. Gene Ontology annotation, molecular function: metal ion binding; mRNA binding. The transcript has 2 exons. The record is from RefSeq and is a predicted model, not a curated record.
GCAGCCUCCAAUUUAAAUAAGAUUUACUUUUUCACAAUUGCCCAAAACUGGAAUACUCGUUUUUCUUUUAAACGUGCAAAAAAACUUUUUAAAUUGAAGUUGCUUUAAGUAAUAAUUAACUUUGUAAAAGUCAGAUGACCAAAUAUUGUUUAAAGCCAGCUGAAACUUUCUGGAGGAUAUAAGAUGCAUGUUUAAAUAUAAGCUGCAGUUUGUCGGUUACACAGUUUGUCCUCCUGUUGCAUUUCCAUCCUCCCCAUUUUCAGCUUGACUCCCUUAUUCACAGUUAAUUAUAAUUUCCUUUUAAAUAUUCCUACAACUCCUUAAGUUUUUCUUUUCCCAGAUGACAGAGAAUGUGUUUGGUAGGACUUACCAUUAACCUUUCAGCUGUACUGAUUCAAAGCAAAGAUGGAGGACGGCGCGUUCAAUGAAGAAGAAUGCUUUUUUUUAGCCUGUGGUCAUGAAUGGGGAGAAAAGUAGCUUUAUUCAGCUCCCUUCCCUCCUUGCUGUGCCCACCCUGCCCCCCAGCACACAAUUACAAUGCAGGAUCCCGCCCCCACCAACACACACAUGCACACACACAUCAUUAACGCACAUUAACACACAAACUCCCCGUCUGCCCCCUGAAGCAUACAGACAGGAGGGGUUGGGUCCGUACGGGUGGGUUUACCCAACUAUUUAAACAGAUUCCAGCAGAUGGCUGAGGAACUUUCCUCCUGAGAACACAUUGCUUUUUCCUCUCACUCUGCCAACAGACCUGGGCAUUAUUCUUCCAGAAUCCAAAACAAAACAAACCCCAUCCAGACCACUGGAACAACGGGUUCCUUCAAAACAAGUUGAAGAUUUUCUCCAAGCUGUUAGAAUAGUUUCAUUUCAGUUCAACUCCUGGAAAUUGAUCCAUCGUGGGAUCAGACAUCAGGCUGCUUCACUUGGUGAAGACCGUGGAGUGAAUCAUGCCCUCCGACUCCCUGACACCUUUCCUGGAACUGGAUGAGGAGUUCUGCAAGAAUUUCUGUGGCCUGGAAACAACAGAUUGCCCCUCCGCCAGCUCUUUGCAGCGCAGUCAAAGAGUUCUCGGCUUCCAGAGACGCCAUUCUCUCUGCCCCGUGACCCUUCCCAACUCCAAGUUCAACAGCAGCUCUGAGGUGAUGGAGUCGGCCUGCUGGGGGCUCAGUCUGGCCUCCAACCAGCAGUGGAACCGAGCGCUUACACGCUCCUCGCUAAGUCACAUCCCCUUUAGAGUCGACCGCUCGGUCAGCAUGAUUGAGGGGAAUGUCGGUAACGUGGGGAACAGAGAGGACAAAAUGUCAAAUGCCUCUCCGUCGAUGCUGCUUCCACCACCAGGUCUGUGCAUCAGCAACACCUCUCUGGCCUCCACUGCUUCCUCCUCUUCCUCCAGACCACUGGUGCCGCCCAUGCACAUCUCUAGCCGGUAUAAGACAGAACUUUGUCGCACCUUUGAGGAGAGCGGGACCUGCAAGUACGGGGCCAAGUGCCAGUUUGCCCACGGCAUGGAUGAGCUGAGAGGACUCAGCAGGCACCCCAAAUACAAGACGGAGCCUUGCCGCACUUUCCACACGAUAGGUUUCUGUCCGUACGGUGCCCGCUGCCACUUCAUCCACAAUGCAGAUGAGAUGCAAGCGGCCAGCUCUGCGGCGGCUCCUCAGAGGCAGAAGUUGAGGCCUCCACUGCUCCGGCACAGCCUCAGCUUUGCGGGCUUCUCCUCCUCCCACAUCUUUCAACCGGUUGAGGAGUCUCAGCCUUCCUGCUUCCUCUUCACACGGGCCUCCUCUGUCUCCCCUCCUCCCUCCUCCACAGGGAGCCCAGAGCUCCUUUCCCCUCUCUUUCCUGAGCCAGGGCCUCUGAAGCAUUGCCCUUACCCUUUCUCUGGUAUCAGCGACCUGGCAGGUGACAGCGGAGACUCAGCUCUGCGAUUCUAUGCUGCAGCUGACCCAAAGUGUCCAACAUGCAACUUCACCUCCAAAAACCAGAACCUCCCUGUGCACCUCCCCCACCAGCUUCCAGCCACUCUGAACAGCUUCUCUUCCCUUCAGCGCUGCUCCUCAGCCGACUCCCUCUCCGAGGAGGGCUACACGUCUUCGUGUUCCCUCAGUUCUUCUUCCAGCGGCACGGAGUCUCCAAGCAUCGAAGGCCGGCGUUUGCCCAUCUUCAGUCGCCUCUCUGUUUCAGACGAAUAAGAGUUUUGCUUCAGGGCUGAGUUUGAUCAGGGAUAGUUUUAACUCUGUGUAACCACAAUGUGAGUUCAGAGGUCACAAAGGAGUAAAACAUUAGCUUUUCAGAUCCUUUUUAGCUCCAGCUGAGUGAACGUGCCUAUCUUUGUGCAUAUUGCAUUUCCUUCACCCAAGCAGCUGUAGUGCUGCUCAAUGUUUGUCCAGUUUUAGCUGACUCCCUUUUCUGUUUAUUGUUUUAUUGAUUAUUUUGUGAGCUUUUUUUAUUAUAUUUUAUGCCAUUGUAACUGCUGUAUACUGUUGUAUACCUGUGUUUUAGAGAAUAACUGAAGGGUAUUCUGCUCAGCAUUCAUCUCCAUGCUGUUCCUGCUCAGCUGAAGGUUCUGUGUGAGAACCUUCUGUACCCUAAUCUCAAGAAGAUGUGUUUUAUUUUCCUUUGCCUUCUCCAAGACAGUGUGCAGUCCAUUAUAACAGACUUUAUUUCCUGUUCCAGUCCUUAGAAAUCUCCUGAAACAGUCAUCUGGUGAUGUGGUCCCAUUUAGGACUCUCCAAUUGAAUUAAAUUGACCGUUUCCUUGUCCAAGUGUAAAAGGAUUUAGUAACUGUAUGCUGUCACUGAUUGAUUAGGUGAUUGGUUGUAUGGCUGUGGCCACAUGAUUGUAAAUGUCAGCCAUUUUAACUGUCUGACCAUGAUUCAGCUGAACUGCCUUAGCACAUAUUGUAGGAAAUCUCUAGUUACCAAAGUUCCUCUAACAUACUGGUACUGUUAACCCCUACCCUUAGCUAUGGCAGGUUAUAUACAGUGUAAUAAUUAUUAAUAUAGCCUAACAUGUUUCUAGGACUAUUUAUUGCUUGUUUUAUUUCUCCUUGAUUUGUGAUGAUGUUUUUGCAUUUGUUUUAAAAUAAGAACGUACACUUUUUUUUACUGCUUGGUUAACCGGAAGCUUUAAUAAAAGGGCUUAUGGAGCGGAGGGAAAAGGAGGGAAGCAAGCAUUUUGGCAUUCUUUAUUUUCUGUUGCCUUAUUGGCUGACGGGCCGGCAGAGAUCAACACUUGCAGGGUUUUGCCAUCAGGAAGCAGUUUGGCGGUUUCUCCUCGAUCCCUCUCUGCAGGUGGGAAUGCUCGUCGGUCAUUCUGCUCUCCUCUCUGUUAAGCCUCAUUCCCUUUAACUGCAAGGAUUGCAGCUGCAAAUAUAAAUGUGGUUAAUUAUCACUCAGCCGUUUAGAGAAACAUUUUUUUGUGGCAGAAAUGAUUGUUAAAAUGUAUCCUGACAUGCAGCACCAUCAAGACUGUUUUAUUUCUUUUAUUACCAUUGUAUUAUACAUGUUAUACAUUAGAUUUUUCAGAGUUGGCUUGUUGACAAUGUGUUUGUAGGUCAACUUCUGUUGCACACCAGCUAGCUGGCCCAGCUCUGACCGGCAGGCGAAAUCAUGCGAGUUGGAGCGAAGACAGGAAGUUUUCUUCUGAAAUCAUUUCAGCCGCCUGCACUGAUGAGGCCAGAAAUGUUUCUUGUUGCUGUAGCUUAUUGUCAACUCAGCAGCAAGAUGUUUCUUUAAAAAAAAAGGAAAAACUUGUUAACUUAAGGUCCUAUUUAUUUUUCUUUUUAAGAGCAAAACUUAUAUUGUGCUGUUUGAUGUUGUGUUUUUCACAUAAUUUAAGUACAUCUAUUGUUUACAUUCCAGCGGUUACAUGGAUAACCUUCUUUAUCUUAAUAUAUAUGUCCGUCUUUAUUUCAUAAUAAAAGUCUUUUGAAAAAUAAAAGCAUUUCACUCUGAA